This is a messenger RNA of [Torrubiella] hemipterigena, 1393 nucleotides long. Lineage: Eukaryota; Fungi; Ascomycota; Sordariomycetes; Hypocreales; Clavicipitaceae. The record is from the annotation of a GenBank genome assembly.
UAUGGAAAACUACAAGGAUCCCGUGGUCGCGGAAGAGGACGGCUGCUAUGUUGCCAUCACACAUCAAGUUCUCAACUUGAAUGAGAUAACAGACAAAGUCCGGUCGCCAGCCGCCGGCGCCAUUGUUCUCUUUGCUGGGACAACAAGAGAUAAUUUCGAUGGCAAACCAGUCAAAGAACUCACCUACACAGCCUACAGCCAGCUUGCGCUGCGCACCAUGCUCACUAUUGCGCGCGACAUGAAGACCAAGCACGGCCUCAACGGCAUCGCCAUGGUACACCGUCUCGGUACCGUGCCCAUUGGCGAAGAAAGCAUAUUAAUUGCAGUCUCGAGUCCACAUCGGCAAGCGGCAUGGAGAGCAGGCGAAGAAGCACUUGAACUGUGUAAGGACAAAGUCGAAGUAUGGAAGCGCGAAGAGUUUGACGGUGAAGAGGGCAUCUGGCGCGCAAACCGAGACGGCCAAAAAGGAGAACGGAUACAAUAAUCCGGAGUUUUUGAACAAUACCACGCUUUACGAUCAAAACAUGAGCAUACUGCAGGCUAAAUAUUUUGUGUUUAGCUGCGAAAGAAAACGUUUUGUAUAUAUAUCAAACAAAAAAGUACGCUAUGCACAUCAUCCCCUCUAUGUAUGUAUCCCCGCCCCCGCCGCCAUGGAAAAAUUCACCUAUCCAGGUUUCAACGCCAAAUAUUCAAAAAUAAAACCAUGCUUCUAAUUAUUCCCCACGUCUGUUUCCAAUGGAUCGCGCUUGUAUCGUAUCGUCUAUUUCUCGUACACAGGUGGCGGCUCGUUCAUGUACUGGAACGGGCAUGGCGGCGGGUGGCACGAGCUUGGGCAUCGUCCAAACAUGACUGUCAAACAAAAUUCCGUUAGUACAUUUUUUCAAGAUCAUUCCAGGGCGAAAACAUACCGAUGUGGUUGGCGUAUGCUUCUGUAAAGGUCACAUCGACGCCGAGGCCUUGUACGUCAAUCUCCUCCAUCAAGGCUGAAGGGUAGACGAUGAUGCCGUAUUCCGAGUGCAGUACGCGCCAGAACUCUGAAGGCAGUCUGUUCAACUCUGUUAGUAUCUUUUAUGUUUCUGUCUCGCAGGAUUACAGCUAUACACACCUGUACUGCCCGCGCUUGAUACAGGCAUGGACAAACAGGCACAGCGUCUCGAGCACCAGCUUGCCCUCCUGGAUGGCCUUGUCUAGCUGCGCAUCCUCGAGCUCGUGCACGCGCUUAAGACGUUCUUUGGAGUAGAACAUGGCAAUCGACCAGCCCUUGGAGAUUUUGUCCAUGUUGGUCAUCUCUUCGAGAUCCUGCAUCUGUGGUCCGUCCGCCAUGGUGUCGCUUGUGGGUAUGUAAAAGGUAAUGAUGGUAUUCAAUAUGCGACAGGCUAGCAAUAAGAAAAGA